AACCCCUCUCUCUCUCCUUCUCUCUCUGGGUUCAUGGUGGUGCAUGCCGAGUAAAUUCUCAUCUUUCCUUGGGAGUAAUGAGACAUUAAAAUUUCAACCUGAAUUGAAUGACAAACAAGUCUUUUUAUUUAAAGUUAGAGUAAAAAGCUGUUACUGGGGAAAAAUUACGCUGGGUUCAAGCCCUUUUGUUAGGGAGGGUGAUAUACAGCAGUAGUGGAAAGAUUUAUAGCGUUAAUGGCUGCUUAAAUUUGUGUUUGGCUUAUUAAUUAUAUUAAAAUAAAAUAAAAGAAAAGAAAUAAAGAUAAUAUAAAAAGGGAAUUGGUAUUCAGUUUUCACGAGUUCUGUCGUGAUUGGAUCGAUACAACUUCUCAGUGCCGGAGAGGAAUUGAGUUGGAGCGGAAGAGGAACAGGGAGAGUUAAUCGGCGCUCAAAUUUCAAGUAAAGACAACAUCCACAAGCAUUGUUGCGACGACAGCAACAAGGAUGUUUAAGUAGCGUGACAAAACCAUUUCAUGAAGUUCUGCUGAUUUUCUGCGCUUUUCUCUCUCGCUGUAUUUUUUAUCUUCACUUGAACAAUAUAGGAGUGGACUUCUGUUACUGCAUCCUGUUUUCUUCAAAUCUAAAUCUCACCCUUCUAUCUUUUUCUAGGAAAUGUCGAGGCCUACUCAUAGAGGUUCACCCGGUGUCCGGAUCCCUGCGAAUAGCCAUGGUUUAUGGGAUUCAGAAAUUAAAGAUGGAACAGAAAAAGAAGAUUUGGAAAAAUCUCACUCUUUUGAUCAAAGCUAUUUAGCCUCAAGGUUUCCUUUCCAUGAUACAAGUAAUUCUCCUUCCAAAUAUGGUGUUAUUAAAAAUGGUUUUGCUUCUGAUCCUUUCAGCACUGGAACUACGAGAAGCCGACACAACUUUAUGAUUCUAUUUUUGAAGUUGAGCUUAGUUGUGAUUGUAAUUUUUGCUCUUACUGGAUCGUUUUGGUGGGCAAUUUCAAUUUCAACCUCAUCAAGAAGUCAGUUAUCUCAUAACUUCAGGAAGCUCCAAGAACAACUUGUAUCAGAUUUGUGGGAUAUUGGGGAGAUAUCUGUUGGUUCUCCGAGGUCAAAAGAAUUGGAUUUUUGUUCCCAGGAUGCUGAGAAUUAUGUUCCAUGCUUCAAUCUAUCGCAAAAUCUUGCCUUGGGUUUUGCCGAUGGUACUGAGUUGGAUCGACACUGUGAAGGUGGGUCAAGGCAAAAUUGUCUAGUUCUUCCACCUGUGAAUUAUAGGAUUCCACUUAGGUGGCCAACUGGAAGAGAUGUUAUCUGGGUUGCAAAUGUUAAAAUUACUGCCCAGGAGGUACUUUCCUCUGGAAGCAUGACCAAGAGGAUGAUGAUGUUGGAUGAAGAGCAGAUUUCCUUCCGCUCAGCCUCGCUAAUGUUUGAUGGCGUUGAAGACUACUCUCAUCAAAUAGCAGAAAUGAUUGGGCUGAGAAAUGAAUCUAACUUCAUACAAGCUGGUGUUAGAACCAUCCUGGAUAUAGGAUGUGGUUAUGGCAGCUUUGGAGCACAUCUGUCUUCCAAUCAGCUCCUGACCAUGUGCAUUGCAAAUUAUGAGGCCUCAGGAAGUCAAGUUCAACUAACCCUUGAAAGAGGACUUCCUGCAAUGAUUGGUGCUUUCACUUCAAAACAGUUGCCAUAUCCAUCACUUUCCUUUGACAUGGUGCAUUGUGCUCGUUGUGGUAUUGAUUGGGACCAAAGAGAUGGUAUUCUCUUAAUUGAAGUUGACAGAGUUUUGAAGCCGGGUGGAUACUUUGUUUGGACUUCGCCACUUACCAAUCCUCAUCGUUUUCUCCGUAACAAGGAGAAUAAAAAAAGAUGGAACUUUGUUCGUGAUUUUGCAGAAAAUCUCUGUUGGGAGCAGUUGUCACAGCAAGACGAAACUGUUGUAUGGAAAAAAACUAGUAAAGCAAGUUGUUAUAAUUCUCGGAAGCCUGGCUCUGGCCCUUCUAUCUGCAGUAAAGUCCAUGAUGUUGAAUCUCCAUAUUAUCUACCUCUCCAAGCCUGUAUAAGUGGAACACGCAGCCGCAGAUGGAUUCCCAUUGAAGAGAGGACCAAUUGGCCCUCUAGGGCCCACUUCAACAAAAAGGAGCUUGCCAUAUAUGGUGUAGGUCAAGAAGAUUUGACCGAGGAUACUGAAGAUUGGAAAUCAGCAGUCAGUAACUAUUGGUCUCUUCUGUCCCCAUUAAUAUUUUCGGAUCAUCCUAAGAGACCUGGUGAUGAAGAUCCUUCUCCACCUUAUAACAUGGUGAGAAAUGUGCUGGACAUGAACGCUCAUUUUGGUGGCUUUAAUUCUGCAUUACUGGAAAAAGGGAAAUCAGUGUGGGUCAUGAAUGUCGUCCCAACUAUUGCAACCAACUAUCUCCCAAUGAUUCUUGACAGAGGUUUUGUUGGUGUAAUGCAUAAUUGGUGUGAAGCAUUCCCAACGUACCCAAGAACUUAUGACUUGGUGCAUGCAGCAGGACUUUUUCCCCUUGUAGCAGAUCAGCAUAGGUGCUCCAUGCUUGAUAUAUUCACUGAGAUAGAUCGUAUCCUUCGUCCAGAGGGUUGGGUGAUAAUUCGCGAUGAAACUCAUCUUGUUGAGUCAGUAAGAGCUCUAACAACUAAGCUGAAGUGGGAUGCACGAGUCAUAGAAAUUGAGAGUAACAGCGACGAGAGACUUCUUAUCUGCCAGAAACCAUUAUUUAAGAAACAAGCAAGCUAAUUUUGAGUUCUCCAAGUGAAGCUCAAGAAGCUAAAUCAUGGUAUUUAUAUUCAUUUACUGAAUAUUAUUGAAUUACUAUAAAGCUCCACCAUACAAAGGGGAGACCAAAAAUUUUGAAAGGACAGGAAGAAAUCAUAAACACAGAGGAGAGCCAAACAAAAAUGAAUCAUGGUGGAACCAACCACACCUCCUGUGGAGCCGUAAGGCAUACAUAGGACCAUGUAAUUACUGAAAUUCAGACGCCAUGGAAGCGAGAUAAGUACACAAUUAGUUUCAAAUUAAAUCUUUCAUGUCAUGUCUCAUUAUAAUUAUACGACUACAGAAUAAGGUUUAUCUGCUGUAAUUUAUAAAAAAAAAUUCAGAUCGGUGCAUUCAUAUGAAGAAUUUUUUCUUCAUUUCUUUCA
Molecule: messenger RNA, 3134 nt
Organism: Mangifera indica (mango)
Lineage: Eukaryota; Viridiplantae; Streptophyta; Magnoliopsida; Sapindales; Anacardiaceae
Product: probable pectin methyltransferase QUA2
Exons: 10
Coding region: 652-2730 (692 amino acids)
Cellular component (GO): cytoplasm
Molecular function (GO): methyltransferase activity
Source: RefSeq, a predicted model, not a curated record